Argentina anserina (silverweed cinquefoil) is the source of this 517-nucleotide messenger RNA. RefSeq lists its product as uncharacterized. The record is from RefSeq and is a predicted model, not a curated record. Gene Ontology annotation, cellular component: TRAPP complex. NCBI's taxonomy places the organism in Eukaryota, Viridiplantae, Streptophyta, Magnoliopsida, Rosales, Rosaceae. Gene Ontology annotation, biological process: endoplasmic reticulum to Golgi vesicle-mediated transport.
AUGGCAGCGAUUUACAGCCUCUACAUUAUCAACAAAUCAGGCGGCUUGAUCUUCUACAAGGACUAUGGAUCGGCGGGAAGGAUGGACACCAAUGACAGCUUGAGGGUUGCGAACUUGUGGCACUCAAUGCAUGCCAUUUCCCAGCAACUGUCUCCGGUUUCCGGUUGCUCCGGCAUCGAGCUUCUCCGAGCUGAUACCUUUGAUCUUCACUGCUUCCAGUCACUUACUGGGACAAAGUUCUUUGUUGAGAGUGAGCCUGGUAUACAGCAAAUGGAAGGUCUCUUGAAACAUAUCUAUGAGCUGUACACUGAUUAUGUAUUGAAGAACCCCUUCUAUGAGAUGGAGAUGCCUAUCCGAUGCGAGCUCUUUGAUAUAAGCCUAACACAGGCGACACAAAAGGAUCCCGUUGCCUUGUUGGCUCGAUGAUCUAUCUUGUUGCUUGAUCUGUGUACCUUUAGAUGUAUAUCUAUUACUGGUCAAGAAAAUGCAAGCUAACAAUAAUUUCGAAAACUUAGUA